This is a messenger RNA of Paramecium primaurelia, 1567 nucleotides long. The record is from the annotation of a GenBank genome assembly. Lineage: Eukaryota; Ciliophora; Oligohymenophorea; Peniculida; Parameciidae.
AUGAGAUCAAGACGAAGUUCUAAGUUCCAUUCUAAUGAUAUUUCAAAGGACAAUAUAUUGGGUAGCAGUCGUAAACCAUCACCUCCUAAAAUCUACACGAAUUCCCCAAAUAUCAAUUAAAUGACAUAAGAGAGUAGCUUCUAAAGAAAAGGAAGGAGCACACCAAAAGACUGUCUUGGAUUAGUAAAUCCUUAUUAAUGUAAGAGUGUUAAACAUCAUUAGAAAAGCUAUUAUUACCAAAUAGAGAUUCAUCAAAAAUGUCUAAUAAAAGUGGAAGGAGUAAUUUUGAAUCAGAGGUAUGUGGAAAUUAUUGAUAAUUAGCUAAGAGUCCUAAUCUGAUGAUUUAACCAAAAUAAGAAGAAAAUAUGGAAAUAGAAUGUUAAUCACCGAUAAAAUAAUAUAGUGGUUUGAAGUAUUCUUUCUUUAGUAACUCAGGAACUUCUAAAAACUAACCAACAAGAAGAGUUAUUAAAGACGCUUCACUUAAUAAUAGUUAAUUGAAAUAAAAAGAAUCAUAAGAUAUAUUGAAGACAUCACAAAGAGCAAAUAAAUUAAGAAAGGCCAAUUAUCAUUAAUAAUAAGAUAGUGAUUCUUAAUGCCAAGUCUAUGAGUUCAAUCGAGAAUUGAAAGCAUUAAGAGUAAAGAGAACUGAGUCAUUUGAAUGGUUAUAAGAGGAGUCUUAGGUUUCUGAGGAAUCUCAAUUUAAUUAAUUUAAUUAGAUAAAUUUGGGAAUAUAUUAUAUGGAUAAUUUAAGAAAUUAUUUAAAAGGAUUAAACUUAGAAGGAUUAUAUGCUUAAAUGUAUAUAAAUCAUUUUGUUCAGCAAUUUCAUAGUUUGUAAUUAAGCAAAUAAAUGUAAUAACCAGAUUAGAAUAAAUUAGAGUCAAAAAUGCUACAGUUAUAAAAAAUGAGUAAAAAUAAAUUAAAUUCAAUAGAAAAUUAGAAAACUCUUGUUUUAGAUUUAGAUGAAACUUUGAUGCAUUGUAAUGAAUAAUAAUAAAUGAAAUAUGAUUUUAAAAUACCUAUAUAAAUGCCAAAUGGAUAAGUUCAUGAAGUAUGCUUAAAUAUAUUAAUUAGUCAGGAAUAAGUGUUAGACCAUUUGCAUAGUAAUUUUUAUAAGAAUGCUCAAAGCAUUUUGAAAUUAUUAUAUUUACAGCUUCUCAUUAAUUAUAUGCUGAUCAAAUAAUUGACAAGCUUGAUCCAUCUCGGAAAUGGGUAUCUCAUCGACUUUAUAGAGAGAAUUGCAUAUAAACUUAAUAAGGAAUCUAUGUUAAGGAUUUACGAAUAAUAAAUAGAGAUUUAAAAGAUAUAGUUUUGAUUGAUAAUGCUGCUUAUUCUUAUGCUUUCUAAAUUGAAAAUGGUAUACCAAUUAUACCAUAUAUUGAUAAUACAAAAGAUAUUGUAAUCAAAUUAAUUAUUUUAAAGGAAUUGUUAGGUGUUAUAGAUUACUUAAAAAUUUUGUUAUAAAUUAAUGAUGUUAGAGAGAUUAAUGUAAAGACAUUUCUCUUAAAUAAAAUACGAUAAUGUGCAAGUUUAGAUGAAGCAAUAAAACUUCUGUUAGUUGCUUGA